Messenger RNA from Ahaetulla prasina, 803 nucleotides. It is a transcript of the gene ITPA, whose product is annotated as inosine triphosphatase. The record is from RefSeq and is a predicted model, not a curated record. The transcript has 8 exons. Gene Ontology annotation, biological process: nucleoside triphosphate catabolic process. The coding region runs from base 77 to 691 and encodes 204 amino acids. Gene Ontology annotation, cellular component: cytoplasm. Lineage: Eukaryota; Metazoa; Chordata; Lepidosauria; Squamata; Colubridae. Gene Ontology annotation, molecular function: nucleoside triphosphate diphosphatase activity.
UCGGAGGGCGAGGCUGCGCAGGGGAACCUUGAGGAUUUCUUGAUUAUCUGGCUAACUGCGCAGGCGUCAGAGCACAAUGGCGAUGAUACCGGCAGCCGGCCGGAGCGUGGUGUUUGUCACCGGCAAUGUUAAGAAACUGGAGGAGGUGAUUCAGAUUCUAGGUGACUCCUUUCCAUACAAAUUGGUUGCAAAGAAAAUAGACUUGCCUGAGUACCAAGGGGAGCCUGAUGAUAUUUCUACCCAGAAGUGCCUGGAAGCAGCUAAGCAGAUUCAGGGACCAGUUAUAGUGGAAGAUACCUGCUUGUGUUUCACUGCUCUUGGAGGUCUCCCAGGGCCAUAUAUAAAAUGGUUCCUAGAAAAGCUAAAGCCAGAAGGUCUCUACAAACUGUUAGCAGGAUUUGAAGAUAAAUCUGCUUAUGCUCUCUGCACCUUUGCUUUCAGCACUGGAAAUCCAGAUGAUCCUGUAAAGUUAUUCAAAGGCCAAACUCAAGGGCAUAUAGUUGAACCAAGAGGACCUCGAGAUUUUGGAUGGGAUCCUUGCUUCCAGCCAGAAGGUUACACUGAGACAUAUGCUGAAUUGCCCAAGUCUGUGAAGAACUCUAUCUCUCAUCGUUACAAAGCAUUGAAAGAGCUGUCUACCUAUUUCGUUCAACACCACAACCCAGCAGAGAGCCAAUCUUGUCCUAGUUAACCUGCAUGGAUCUGUGAAAUGUUUUUUUAAAAUAUAAAAUUGAAAUUAAAGCAUGUGUGUUUCCUGUCUGUACAAAUCAUGAUCAGUAAAUCUACUUUUUUUUUAAAAAAAA